AUGUCUGCAGAGAGCCCGGGCCCCAAACAAUCCGGCUUCAAGGCUUUCUUGGCCAAUGCACUUCGCCCCAAGAAGUCCCGCCAGACCCUCCGCAAAGGCGCCAGUCGCUCCAUGACAGAUCUUCGACGGAUGUCCACAAGAGCCAGCACCAGCCUCGAUGAUGUUCCUCCGCCAAUGCCUAAUCUGGCUCCCUUGGAGGCCCAUCGCCUGAAAUACCAAGAGGCACACGCAAAUCUUGACUCCCAGCUCGGCGAACGUCAGGAUUAUACCGCAAUUAUCCAUACUUUGGGUAUCCUCGAUCCAGAAGAUACAUAUUCCGCUGCCCUAAUGGAUCGGGAAAACCGCCCACCAGGCGAAGGCGAUAUCGCCAAAGUACCAGCUGACGUCUGGAUACUUAUCGCAUCCUUCUUAACCCCGAGCGACGCCGCCUGUCUCACAAUCGCAACAAUCACCUUAUACCGCCGCCUAGGCCCACGCUACCUCUCCAUACUCCAAGCACCUCAAAAUCGCUCCGAAAAACUAACAUUCCUCACCCGAAUCGACUACUCUCUCCCUCAUCACCUCCUCUGUUUCCCAUGUGGGCGCUACCACCUCCGCACAGCAGAAGGAACAGAGCGCCUCAAACCAGCUCACGUCGUCAACCCACUCUUCGACUGUCCCGAAGUCUUCAACACCCUUAACCCACCACCACGCACCCGAAUCACACCAGGCCGCAUCCUUCCAUUCUCCUUCGUCCAACUCCUCCUCCGCGCGCACCGCUUCGGUCCAAAAUACGGCAUCCAACCCGAAUCAAUAGCCCGUCGCUGGACCCGCGACGGCUGGACCUAUACAUCCCGAUUCCUAAUUCACGAAGGUCGUCUACUCAUGCGAGUAACAAGUCAAACCUUCGCAGAUCCAGCCCUCCCACCCUCAGCCCAACGACUCCUCCUACACUCCCGCGAAGAUUACUGGCCGUAUUUCUCAGCGUGCGCGCACUGGCGAGACGGUGAACUUAUGCCAGCAUGUCGCUGUGCACUAGAUCACAUACCCCAUCCCCGUGCAACAGGUGGACUUCAAGGACUAGAACACAAGGUUAAAGACACAUGGCAAAAACGAGUCUUCGAUCCAAAUGCGCUCACUACGCUUUGUGGAUUCUGUAGACCCAUGCGUCGUUGUCCGGAGUGUCCGACUGAGUAUUUGAUUGAGGUCAAAUUAACAGAGGAUAAGAUGGAUCCACGGGGAUUGCGGUUUCGGCAGGCAAUUGUGGUUACGCGAUGGACUGAUCUGGGUGAUGGGACUAGUCCCGAGGGUUUGGAAUGGGCUGCUGUUAAUGGGAAGAGUGCGGAGUAUGAUUCUUUUACGCAUAGGAAUUAUGCGAAGAGAGGUAUUGCGAGUUGGUUUGAGGCGGCUUUUACGGCGGAUACUUUACCUGGUCAGAGGGUUAUUUCGUUGAAUCCGAAGAAGAAGAAGUUGGGUGAGAAAGGUCAUGAUUGGUAUUAA
Messenger RNA from Penicillium malachiteum, 1479 nucleotides. RefSeq lists its product as uncharacterized. The record is from RefSeq and is a predicted model, not a curated record. The transcript has a single exon. Lineage: Eukaryota; Fungi; Ascomycota; Eurotiomycetes; Eurotiales; Aspergillaceae. Bases 1 to 1479 code for a protein of 492 amino acids.